Alligator mississippiensis (American alligator) is the source of this 1192-nucleotide messenger RNA. It is a transcript of the gene MRPL4, whose product is annotated as mitochondrial ribosomal protein L4. Gene Ontology annotation, biological process: translation. The transcript is spliced from 9 exons. NCBI's taxonomy places the organism in Eukaryota, Metazoa, Chordata, Crocodylia, Alligatoridae. Gene Ontology annotation, molecular function: structural constituent of ribosome. The record is from RefSeq and is a predicted model, not a curated record. Gene Ontology annotation, cellular component: ribosome. Bases 53 to 967 code for a protein of 304 amino acids.
ACACGUGGGGGGGGAGGGGGUUGAGGCGCGGGUGGAGGUUGCUGCCGCUGCGAUGAUCCGGGUCGGGCUCAACUUCGGCCUCCGGCUCCGUGGCGGCGCUGCCGCGCGGGCUUUGUCCAUGUCCUCUGGCCAGACAGGGCCUUUGGGGACCUCCACAACCCCCGCAAGCCUGGUGAAUGUGGCAGCCCAGGCAGAGAAGCCACCCCCUGUGAUCCUGGAGACUCCGAUCCUGCGGGAGUGUCCUAUUGCUAUCCCUGCGCACCGCACACCUGUGCAGGCCUGGGUGGAGUCCCUGCGGCACUACGAUGACCAACCUGUGGGCCUGGCUGAUCUGCACCCUGAUGUCUUCGCUGUGAUGCCUAGGGUGGACAUCCUGCACACGGUGGCCAUUUGGCAGAAGAACUUCAAGAGAAUCAGUUACGCCAAGGUUAAGACGCGGGCGGAGGUGAGGGGUGGUGGCAAGAAGCCCUGGAAACAGAAAGGUAGUGGCCGGGCCCGGCAUGGCAGCAUCCGUUCGCCUCUCUGGCGUGGUGGUGGUGUUGUGCACGGCCCCCGAGGUCCCACCAGCUACUACUACAUGCUGCCCAUGAAGGUGCGGGUGUCAGGCCUCAAGGUGGCGCUGACGACCAAGCUGAUGCAGGACAACCUGCACAUUGUGGACAACUUGGAACUGCCGACACCUGACUCGCAGUACCUGGCCAACCUGGCCCAGUACCGGCGCUGGGGCCAGUCUGUGCUUAUUGUGGAUGUCAACGAGAUGCCUGAAAAUAUCACGCGGGCAGUGGCUGGCCUGAAGUCCAUCACCCUGGUGCCAGGGCUAGGCCUCAAUGUGCACAGCAUGCUGAAGCAUGAGACGCUGGUGCUCACACUGGACACAGUGGCCUUCCUGGAGGAGAAGUUGCUCUGGCACGAUGUGCGCUACACAGCUCUGUACCCCUUCCGCCUGCCCUACUGUGACUUCCCUUAGCUGCCAGGCUGCGGGGCUGGAGAGAGCUGGACUGCAUUGGAUGUACCAGAGCAUAUGAAGGACUUUGGGGCAGUGACUCACUGCUCUGCUCUCCCUGCAUAAGGGGGCCUGUGGGGCUGGUUUGGGCCCAGGGGGCAUGGGGGGGGGUGUGCUGCAGCCCCUGUCCAACUUCCCCUGGAGCAGGGAGGUGAAAGGAGCCAUUAAUUAAAGCUGCCCUUGUCUCUA